Messenger RNA from Gastrolobium bilobum, 2369 nucleotides. RefSeq names its product inactive LRR receptor-like serine/threonine-protein kinase BIR2. Gene Ontology annotation, biological process: protein phosphorylation. NCBI's taxonomy places the organism in Eukaryota, Viridiplantae, Streptophyta, Magnoliopsida, Fabales, Fabaceae. The record is from RefSeq and is a predicted model, not a curated record. The transcript is spliced from 2 exons. The coding region runs from base 166 to 1962 and encodes 598 amino acids. Gene Ontology annotation, molecular function: protein binding; protein kinase activity; ATP binding.
UUAGCUCACACACAGUUUCUGCACUUUUUUUAUCUUUGCCAUUCCUCACACCCCAUUUAGCCCCCAAAAAGCCCAUGGCACCUUCACAACGUGGUUAGCCAACAAAAAACCCCCACCUUAAAAAUCGAAGCUUUAUCAUCGUACUACCAAGAUUGUUUCAGCUCAAUGGAUCGCAGGAGCAGCUUGUUGCUGCUGACGGGUUUCUGGGUGUUGUUCUCCGCUUCAUCGCAGGUCGAAAACGACGUGAGAUGUCUGAGGGGCAUCAAGGACAACCUCAAGGACCCUCUGAAUCGCCUUGCCUCGUGGCAGUUCAACAACAACACCGUGGGUUUCAUCUGCUCCUUCACCGGCGUGACUUGCUGGAACGAGAGGGAGAACAGGGUCUAUGGUCUGAAUCUCCAACAGCUGAAUCUCUCGGGUCAGAUCCCCAAGUCGUUGGAGUACUGUGGUAAGAACUUGCAAAAUUUGAAUCUUGGGUCAAACUUAAUCACUUCUGAGAUACCGAGUGAGAUCUGUGAUUGGAUGCCGUUUUUGGUGUCACUUGAUUUGUCUGGUAAUGAUCUUUCUGGGCCUAUUCCAAUUACCCUUAAGAAUUGUUCUUAUUUGAAUGAGUUGGUGCUUUCAGAUAAUCAUCUUUCUGGUCCUAUUCCUUUUGAAUUUGAGAGUUUGAUUAGGCUUAAGAAGUUUUCUGUGGCUAACAAUGAACUUAGUGGGACUAUUCCUUCAUUUUUUAGUAAGUUUGAUAAGGAGGACUUUGAUGGGAAUAGUGGGUUGUGUGGACCUCCUCUUGGAUCCAAGUGUGGUGGUUUGAGCAAGAAGAAUCUUGCUGUUAUUAUUGCUGCUGGGGUGUUCGGUGCUGCUGCUUCAUUGUUGCUUGCUUUUGGGUUGUGGUGGUGGUAUCAUUUGAGGUUGAGUGGGAGAAAGGAGAAGGGAGGGUAUGGGGUUGGGGGUGUUGAUGAUUGGGCUGUUAGAUUGAGGGGUCAUAAGCUUGUUCAGGUUAAUCUUUUUCAGAAACCUAUUGUGAAGGUUAAGUUGGGGAAUUUGAUGGCUGCAACAAACAAUUUCAAUGCUAAGAAUGUUCUUUUCUCCACAAGGACGGGGACUACUUAUAAGGCUGAUCUUCCUGAUGGAUCAACACUCGCAGUGAAGCGGCUGAACACCUGUAAGAUUGGGGAGAAGCAGUUUCGAAUGGAGAUGAACCUGCUAGGCCAAGUUAGGCACCCGAAUUUGGCACCCCUUCUUGGGUUUUGUGUUGUGGAAGAGGAGAAGCUGCUGGUUUAUAAGCACAUGUCGAAUGGGACUCUGUAUUCCUUGUUGCAUAAGAAUGGCAGUGUAUUGGAUUGGCUGAUGAGGUUCAGGAUAGGCUUGGGCGCGGCUAGGGGUCUUGCCUGGCUGCACCAUGGCUGCCAUCCUCCCAUUAUACAGCAGAACAUUUGUUCCAAUGUGAUUCUUGUUGAUGAAGAAUUUGAUGCUCGGUUGAUGGAUUUUGGACUCGCGAGACUUAUGACAUCUGACUCUAGUGGUAGUUUUGUGAAUGGGGAUUUGGGGGAACUCGGCUAUAUAGCUCCGGAAUAUCCAAGUACCCUGGUUGCUUCAUUAAAAGGUGAUGUUUAUGGAUUUGGGGUUUUGCUUUUGGAGUUGGCCACCGGACGCAAACCUCUUGAGGUGAGCAAUGAUCAGGAAGAAUUUAAGGGUAGCUUAGUGGAUUGGGUAAAUAUGCAUUCAAGUUCUGGUCGAAUCAAGGAUUGCAUUGAUCGAGCCAUAUGUGGAAGGGAACAUGAUGAGGAGAUUCUGCAGUUUCUGAAAAUUGCAUCUAAUUGUGUUGUUUCUCGCCCCAAGGAUAGGUGGUCUAUGUACCAGGUUUAUCAUUCCUUAAAGAGUAUAUCCAAAGACCACAGUUUCUCUGAACAUGAUGAUGAAUUUCCCCUGAUCUUUGGUAAGCUAGAAAAUGAGCCAGCAUAGUUGUGGAGGAGAGUAUGACAGCAUGAAAAGAAGAUCUAAACGUUCCAACUGAACUUCAUAUUAUAGUGGAGAGUUUUCAGAAUGGUCUUAAAGUUUAUGGUUUGAGCAUUUCCAUGGAUGAUCCUAAUCAGGUACUCGAGGUGAAGGAAUUGGGACUUCCCUAGGGAAGAAGUCGGUUUAGGGCAUGAGAGCCUUUGUCCUUUUGGCUUGGCGUAAAUUGGAAUUUGUAGCAUGAUAGGGUCAUUGUUUUGGAAUUGUAUGUGUGUGUGAUGUAGUUGAUGGAAAGCAUAUAUGGUCAUAAUUGUAUCUAAUUGAAAGUAAAGCCAAGUAUGUCGUAGAUCUUGAUUUUUGGUUAUAUAGAGGUUAAAAUGAACAUUGUAAUGCAUUUGAUGGUUUGAUACCAAGUU